Messenger RNA from Patella vulgata (common limpet), 5214 nucleotides. Its product is annotated as guanine nucleotide-binding protein subunit beta. Gene Ontology annotation, molecular function: protein binding; signaling receptor complex adaptor activity. The transcript has 9 exons. Gene Ontology annotation, biological process: G protein-coupled receptor signaling pathway. Bases 181 to 1206 code for a protein of 341 amino acids. Gene Ontology annotation, cellular component: cytoplasm; heterotrimeric G-protein complex. Lineage: Eukaryota; Metazoa; Mollusca; Gastropoda; Patellidae. The record is from RefSeq and is a predicted model, not a curated record.
CGUCAACUAUCCGGGGGUUACCGCUACUGUUUGCAAGGGCACCGCACCCAAGAUUGUCGACCAAAAAUUGUAGCGAUAUAUGCCGUGAAAAAGGGGGAAAAUUUGGGUCUUUAUGACUAUUUUGGCGGAUAUUGUUCAUAUUCAAUUUUCAUAGGAUUUUUUUAUUUCUAGAAAAUAACCAUGAGUAGUGAACUAGAAGCCCUCCGCCAGGAAACGGAACAGUUAAAAAACCAAAUCAGGGAGGCACGAAAGGCUGCUGCAGAUGCCACCCUAGCCCACGCCACGGCAAAUUUAGAAGCCGUGGGAAGAAUACAGAUGCGUACGAGACGUACACUUAGGGGCCAUCUUGCAAAAAUUUAUGCCAUGCAUUGGGCGUCAGAUUCCAGAAAUCUAGUAUCAGCUUCACAAGAUGGUAAAUUAAUAGUAUGGGAUGGAUAUACAACUAAUAAGGUACAUGCUAUUCCAUUGAGGUCCAGCUGGGUUAUGACGUGUGCCUAUGCGCCAUCCGGCAGCUAUGUGGCUUGCGGGGGUCUGGAUAAUAUUUGUUCAAUAUACAGUUUGAAGACACGAGAAGGAAAUGUGCGAGUUAGUCGAGAACUACCAGGCCAUACUGGCUAUCUAUCAUGUUGUAGGUUUAUAGAUGAUAACCAAAUAGUAACUAGUUCAGGAGAUAUGACCUGUGCACUGUGGGAUAUAGAAACCGGUCAACAAACUACAUCGUUCACAGGUCACACCGGCGAUGUUAUGAGUUUAUCUUUAGCACCAGAUUUUAGAACAUUUGUUUCAGGGGCCUGUGACGCCUCCGCAAAGCUUUGGGAUGUUAGAGAUGGCAUGUGCAAACAGACUUUCUCAGGACAUGAGUCAGAUAUCAAUGCAAUCACAUACUUUCCCAACGGAUUUGCAUUUGCAACUGGAUCUGAUGACGCUACUUGUCGUUUGUUUGAUAUUCGAGCUGAUCAAGAGAUCGGCAUGUAUUCACACGAUAACAUCAUUUGUGGUAUCACAUCCGUGGCCUUCUCUAAGAGUGGACGCCUUCUGUUGGGAGGCUAUGAUGAUUUUAACUGCAAUGUAUGGGAUGUCCUAAAGCAAGAACGAGCAGGUGUAUUAGCUGGUCAUGAUAAUCGUGUUAGUUGUUUGGGUGUUACCGAGGAUGGCACAGCCGUAGCAACCGGAUCCUGGGAUAGCUUCUUAAAAAUCUGGAAUUGAGGCUAAAUGUCCUCACGAACUUGUGUCUUGUUAGCUUCUCUUUUCUAUUAACGGCAGUUUAAAUCGUGAAAGGGGAGGCAAUUCUUGUAUUUGACAAGUCAAAAGAACUAUUAAUUUAGACUGUUGACAUUGUGCUAGAAGAUUUCAAUAUGGCCAGAAGAAGAAAAUAACAAGAUAGAACAGAAAUAUAAAAUGAAAACUUAAAAAAAAAAAAAACAAAAAGAAAAAACAUCAUUGAGUGUAAAUAUGUAACUGGUGUACUAAGACGUACAGCGGACAAUUUAUGUAAAUGUACUGUCUCUUCUACUUGACCGUUUUGUUUCCUUUUAUUUGAUUGGUAGGUUAGCUCAUCACAAAGCUGCCAAUUAUAAUAUUACCCACAAUACAACAGUCAAAAUGGAUCCAGUACAUCUGCUCAAAAAACAAGGAUGACAAUAUUACAAGCCUCUUCAAAUUACCCGACAAAUAAUAAUUCUUCUCUCUCUUCAAUUUGACGGAAUUCUAUACUUCAUGUUUUUUAAUCUUAGGUGUUUGUUUCAUAGUUGUCAUGACAACACGAUGUUGUGACAGUAAUUGAUGAGAUGGAGACCUUGGAUCUAUUCACACACCUGUUUUUGAAUUGUGAGUCGCCUCGUUGACGUCGUUAUCAUUGGCUUUCUGAUAUUCUGUAGUUUUCGUGACUACGAUUUGAAGGAAGCGGUUUAUUUUUGUUCCGCUUAUGGACGGAAAUUGCUUAAUUCUGUUCGCGAACAGGGGUAAGAAUGAAUUCUCUCUAAUUUUAUUAAUUUUUGUUUUUAUGAAUUAAUCUGUACCAUUAUUUAUAAAAGAUUUUUUAUAUUGAUAUGAUGAUCAUGUAAUGCAUUUUUAAUUAACAGUAAAAGUGAUAAAAAUCCAAAAACUCCUGUGAAGAUAUAAAUCAAACUUGACUUAAUUUUUUUUGUUUUUCAUCAUUUUUAAAUUUUAUUUUGACGGCACGAUCCGAGUCAUUCUAAACAAUAAAUAUUCAACUUUUUUUUUUUUAUUUCUGUACUCAUUACCACAUCAGAAAAAUGACAAGUUUGAAAACAAAACUUGAAAGGAGACCCAAACAUUCACGAGCUCAAAGCAUUUACAAUUAAUUAUUUUAUAUGUGCGUGAUGUAAAAUUAGAUGUUGCCAUGAAAACAGUAGUCUUGAUUAACUUGUGAUCGAAACGUUUCAUUUCAUUUUGUGUGAAUUUGAACUCGUUUUGAAUGCUUGUAUAAUAGAAUGACCAGGUUUUAUCUUUUUCGUCAGUUUGAAUCGUAAAUAGAAAUAAUAAACAAUAUGGCUUAAAUUUUGGGCGUGUGCAAUUUGUAAAAUUUAGAUUUAAUUACAAAAUCUUUAAAAUACAUGAAAUUGUGUACAGUGAUCUUUUCUAGAUUUUUUUUUUUAUUAUUUGGUUUCAAACUAUUGUGAUUAAACCAACAAAAUAGGUCAUAACAGAUUAGUAAAUGUAUGAAGUUUUUAUAGCGCGUAUCUUUGUAAAUAUGAUUUCUAUUUAAAAAUUCAUCAGGUUCCGAGCAGAUGAUGAGGAUUCCAAAUCGAGAUCGAAAGAUUAAAAAAAAAAUCGCAAAUUGAAAAUUGUGUCUUAAAUCAUGUAAAAUAAAGAAACAUCAUUAUUAAAACGGAUGUUAAACUGUUCUAUCCUUUGUGUCCAGAAGUCGCGAAAUAAUGCGAUUAUUAAUUUGCAAAUUUUCUAUCUUGACAGUAUUACUCGUAAUUUUUCGACCUCGUUUUCAAAUCCUUGUCGAUUAGGUUAGUUGUCUUUACGUAUUUAACGAUUGAGUCAGAUGAAUGCCGCUAUUUUUUGUCCAUAUAUAUAUAUAUAUAUAUAAAUAUAUAUAAUUAUGAAUAUUUGUGUGUUUAUGGAAUUCCUAAACCCAUUUUAAAAACCUUGAUGUAUGAUCAUGAAGGGAAUUAGGUAAGGGAUUUUGUAUAUUCAUCAGUUUAUGUAAUUAAAUAUUGUCCUGUUAAGAAGAUUCCAAAGCAACGUCAUUUUGUGCUAAAUUAUAACACAAUUAAUGCCUACAUUAGCUAAUAUGUCUCGUCAGAUUUCAUAAAAAACAUUGACAGUAAUAGUUUCAACAAAUCUAAAUUAUUAGUCAAUAUGUCGGGUUUGAUGGCUGUGAAUUCCAAUCUAGUUUUUGUUGGCAAAUUCUGAAAAUUCUUCAUUUUUCUACGAAAUUGAGACACAAAUCUUGACAUUGAAAUCUGGACUUAAAUUUAUGGCCGUCCCACUCGACUUUAAAAAUCAUAAUAUUUAUUGCAAUCAUCUUUUCUGUUUUAAUUUUUGUCACUAUUAGAAAUGUAGGAUAAUUUUUAAAAAGGGCACGUGACCGAGAAAUGCUAUUUCCCUUGAUCCUUCAAUUAACUCUUUAUGAAAUGUUGUCCAUCGCGUCUUUUAUCAUUCGUCAUCAUGAAUACCGAAAGACCAAGUAUAUAAUCUUCAUUGAAACAUGUAGAUAUUAAUUAAUUAUUUGUGUGAUAUUCGGCAGUGUAUGUGCAUGUUUGUGGCUAGAUUCUCACUAAUCGGUGUGCACUCAUCUUUUAAAAAAAAAAAAAACACAGCGUUUCUCUUAAAAGUAAAGAGAAAAGGCCUUGCCAAAUUUCAUUCACAAAACGACACAAAUAUUAAAUUAUUGUUUCUGUUAUAUAUUUCGUUUCUUAAUUUUUUAUUGACUGAUUAUCGCGAUCUGAAGCACAAAAUCGUUGAUCAACACCUUCGUUCAAGCGUGAAUUUACUAAGAGCAAGAAAUGUACGUCGACCUCCCUGCAGGUUGGUUCAAUUUUAUGAUUGGUCAAUUACUUGGGUAUUUCUAUCAUCAUUCGUUUUGAAAGUAUGGCACAUGUUUGAAACGUUUACAUCUCGGGGACGAUUGUCCUUUCAUCUCUAGUUCUGCUUAGAAUAAAUCAUAAAUUCGCUAGAAUAGGUCAAAGGUCAGUCAAGCUUUUGUAUUUUGCUACCAUCUAUCUGCAUCUUCGACAUAUCUUAGGAAUUUUUCUGUAUUCAUUUUGAAUAUGGACGUGCAUUGUUGUAAGACUAGAACGUACAAGGCUAUGAGAUUAUUGAAUGCUUUCUCAUCAAUUCAUAAUUCUCUUUGUUUCCAUAGAAACUAGUUACUAUGGCUACAGGUGCUGCACAUUGUCAUAGUUACUAAGCCAGUCGUGUAAGUUUAUGAUUUGGUCCACUUUGAUUUCCUCCUCUCAAAGCUGACUUGGACCAUUCAUAAUUCUAUUGUCGUCGUGGAAACAAAGUGAAGAAACUGGUGUCAAGUUUUUAUCGUCAUCUCAUUUUGGAAGACGGGAUCUGUCGUCUUCGCUAAUGAAAUCAUUCUAAUGUUUCUAAGUUGAUUAAAUGAUAUAAAUGUGUUAUAAUAGUUAAAUAACUUAUAAAUAAAUGUAGCGCAUGAAUUGGAUUUGAUAUAACACCACCAUAUUUGGACUAAAGUUAUGAAUCAAUCAACAUUUGAUUGGAUAACUGGUCGACCAAUGAAAUCUUGUUCCCACUAUUUAAAUACUACCAUAAUCUAUGUAUGCGAGAAUGUUGAUAUAGUGUUGAGUGUCUGUAUGUACUGUUUAUUCUCCAACCUUUGCUUGUGUACCAAUGUAAGUAAACUCUUCAGAAACAUGUUUUAAAAAUUGCUUAUGUCCUUUGGUAUAAUUAUAAUAACUGUAUAUUUAGUCUCUUCAGUUUUUAGUGCAAACAACAAAGACAACAACUUUUGUUCAAUUUGUUAAUUUAAUUACAAUUUAUCAUUGUCACAUGUAGAAUUUGUGUUAAAUUAAGCGACACAUUCGAAGACAUAUGAUUUAAUUUUUUUUGUAAAAGCAACUGAUAGGUCUGUCCCUCGUGUUUAAAAUGGUACGGACCAAUCAGAUUCGUCGACUAGUCUGAUGAUAAAGAAUUACGUUAACCCACUCAUAUUCUAUGUGUACAUGUAUUAUUUCAUUUGUCAAUUAAAGCUAUUGGUCUUUAAAUAAAAAAAAA